Messenger RNA from Acanthosepion pharaonis, 528 nucleotides. The record is from the annotation of a GenBank genome assembly. NCBI's taxonomy places the organism in Eukaryota, Metazoa, Mollusca, Cephalopoda, Sepiida, Sepiidae.
AUGACAGUCACUUUUUCUUCUCCCUAUCUCCUUUUCCUUCUAUUUCUCUCUCUCUCUCUCUCCCUCUCUCUCUUUCUCUCUCUCUCUCUUUCUCUCUCUUACACACUCUAUCUCUCUCAGUUCAUCUCUCAAUAUAUCUAUCUAUCUUUCUCAUCAUAUUUUCCUUCGUUUCUUUUUUCUUGUCUUAUCUUCUUCGUAUUUUUCUUUUUCAUUCUUUUGUUCGAUUCUUUAUUUUUGGUUAUUUCUUUUCUCUUUCUUUAUUCUUUCUUCUUUUUCAUGUUUUAUUUGUCGUGUAUUUUCUUUAAAUAUUUUCUAAAAGUUCCUUCUUAUUUUUCCUUCGUUUAUUCUUCUUCAUUUAAUUCGUCCUUCUUUUUGUUUUUUUCUCAUUUUCCUUCUUUUCUUCGUUAUAUUCUUCUCUUUUUAUUUGCUUUUUUGUUAUUUUUUCUUCUUGUCACCAUUUUUUCUUCUUUUCUUCUUUUUCUCCUUUUAUACAUUUUCGUUUUUUCUUCGCUAUUUUCUUUUCUUUAA